GUUGACAAAAGAGCGGCCUCAGUGACCUUGACGAUUAAUGCAUCUUUUGAAUGUCUGAUAAAGGUGAUAAGAUUCCAAUACAGCUAAGCAUAACGGACGGGAAAUUCUUGUCGACUGUUUAUCUUCUGAUCACAGUAUUUGUGAUCUGAAGGAGGAGCUGUAUAGACGGACUAGUGUCUUACCCGAAAACCAGAAAAUUCUAGGUCUCCGUACAAGAAACAGUGUAUGAUCCUGUGACAAACUCGACUAAGUUAUCAUGUUUGCUGUUGAAAGCUAACACCAGGUUAAUGCUUAUUGGGUCAACUCAGGAGGAAAUUUUCCAGGUUAACAGUGCAAAAGAUUGUCCUGAUGUUGUCGAUGAUUUUGAUUAUAAAGAAGAAGAUAUUGAUCUUUGUCACGCGCCGGAGAAUAUUGAGAAGGUUGAAAAGCGUUGCAAAGCUUAUCGUCCUCGAAAGUUGGCAGAGUUUCGAGAUGGAAAAAAAUUGCUGGUACUGGAUAUAGACUAUACAAUAUUUGAUCACCUUACACCAGCCGAAUCAGCACAUCAUUUGGCUCGUCCGUAUCUAACGGAGUUUCUAACUCGUGCUUAUGUGCAUUACGAUAUCGCUAUAUGGUCCGCAACCAGUAUGACAUGGAUUCUAGCGAAAUUAGGUCAACUGGGCAUUAUUCCAAUGAGUGUCGCUAGAACAUUCCAACAUCGAAAUCACCAAGUUGGUGGUUCUGACUCAACAGUCAGUAAUUUACUACCUUCAGAAAACUUGAAUUCAGCUGAUAAUCACUCUGGCAGAUCUUUUCAAAUAGCUUUAAUUCUUGAUUCAUCGGAUAUGAUUAGUGUAGAAUUUACCGAACAUGGUAUCAAAGAAGUUAAACCACUAGCAGUUAUUUGGAAGAAUCAUCCUCACUGGGGACCACAUAAUACAAUUAUGUUUGAUGAUGUUCGCCGAAAUUUUAUCAUGAAUCCUCAGAGUGGACUAAGAAUACGUUCAUAUCGUGAUGCUCAUACUAAUUGUUCACAUGAUCGUGAAUUGCUUCACUUGAUUGAAUACUUAGAGCUGAUUGCACUAAAGGAGAAUGAUUUCAACAAGUUAAAUCAUAACAGUUGGGAACGUUAUUUACACAAGCAUCGUAAACAAUUGAAAACAUUAAAAAGUCAACAAAAACGAUGGAAAAUCGUCAAGACAACAGAACAAUAA
Messenger RNA from Heterobilharzia americana, 1193 nucleotides. The record is from the annotation of a GenBank genome assembly. NCBI's taxonomy places the organism in Eukaryota, Metazoa, Platyhelminthes, Trematoda, Strigeidida, Schistosomatidae.